AUGCGUGAAUAUAAAAUUGUGGUCUUAGGAAGCGGUGGUGUCGGGAAAAGUGCACUGACAGUACAGUUCGUGCAAGGAUAUUUUCCCGAGAAGUAUGACCCUACAAUUGAAGACAGUUACAGGAAACAGGUGGAAGUUGAUGGUCAGCAAUGCAUUCUAGAGAUUUUGGACACUGCAGGCACGGAACAGUUUACGGCAAUGCGUGAUCUUUAUAUGAAGACAGGACAGGGCUUUGUCUUAGUCUAUUCAAUAACUGCCCAGUCUACCUUCAAUGAUUUGGUCGAUUUAAGGGACCAAAUACUCAGAGUUAAGGAUACUGAAGAGGUUCCGAUGAUUUUGGUUGGUAAUAAAUGUGAUCUCGAAGAUGAGAGAGUUGUUGGUAAGGACCAAGGUCAGAAUCUAGCUAGGAGUUUCAACAGUGCUUUCCUAGAGACAUCAGCGAAGGCAAAAGUUAACGUCAAUGAGGUCUUUCAUGACUUAGUGCGACAGAUUAAGCGUCGUUAUCCCGAAAAUAAGAAGCACCAAUCGGGUUCUUCAAAAUGCUGUUGCUCGUUAAUGUGA
Enterobius vermicularis (human pinworm) is the source of this 561-nucleotide messenger RNA. Lineage: Eukaryota; Metazoa; Nematoda; Chromadorea; Rhabditida; Oxyuridae. The record is from the annotation of a GenBank genome assembly.